GAUCCGCGUGUUGGAUGCUUCGCUGGUCAUGCACGGGUCACAAUAUGAGCGUCUCUAGUAUCGGGUUCCACUCAAGAAAGACGCUUUGCCAUAGCUACUAGAGGGUUGAAAAUGCUGUUUGAGUAUUGUAAUAACUAUUGUACUCGUAAAAAUAGACAUGUUUUUAGGUAUAUAUAGUAAGUGGUUAACAAUCUUCUAGAUGGCAAACCAUGAUGGUCGUUGGAUGCAAAUCAUCUAGAAUUGAGAAGACAGUUCAAGAAAUAAUGUUUGGAAGAAAAACAGAAGAUCGCUAGACCUUUAAAAUGGACAAGGCGGUGUUUAGAGAAAUGAGUUAUCCUGUGCCAACAGCAAGGGGGAGAUUAACGAAUCACAAAGACUCCCUUCCCAUGUGGGUUGCAGUAACCGCAGGUGUCGUGGGUUCAGUAUUGGUCUUGGCUGUUUCGUAUCUAAUUUUCAAACGGCUAAGAGAAAAAAUGCAAAAACGCUCGGCAUCGCCAGAAGAUAUAGAAAGGUUCCAUAUUCCUACCGUUUAUCUUCCUGUCCCGACAUUAUCAAGUGCCUCUUCGACAUCUUCCCUGAUUGAAGAAAUAUUUCCACAGCCAGGAGAUUCGAACUUUCUAGACCCCAACAUAUACCUGUCUUACGAAGAUGCACGUCUCCCUGGAUCUCCAUACAUGGGACCCGGACGUUUAUGUUUUUCUGUCAACUACAACAAAUAUUCAGAGAAACUUAGAGUGAAACUUAUUAGAGCAACUCGACUGACACCAAAAGGCGAAAAUGUUACAGCCACGCCUUACGUCAAGAUAUGUCUGCUGCCUGACAAACGCCAAAGGGUGCAAUCUAAGAUUAGACACCGCACUUCGAAUCCAGAAUUUUUCGAAGAUUUUGUAUUUCUUGUACCAGAAAGAGACUUAAACACGCGGACAUUGAAGUUUACUGUCUGCGACUAUGAUCGCUUCUCACGUCAACAAGUCAUUGGUCACGUGAUGUAUAAUUUGACGGAUAUUGAAUUUUUAAUGAGUGAUGAUAUCAAUGAAAUAUGGAUGGAUGUUUGCGAGGAAGAUCCUAAGGUUGCCUUUCCAAAAGGAGAAAUCAAUUUUAGUCUUCAGUUCCUUCCCACGGCAAGCCGCUUGACGAUAGCCAUUGUGAAAGCAAGAAAUCUAAGAAUAGAGGGUGAACAUGGAGAACUAUAUCCUUAUGUCAAAGUGUCAAUGGUUAUGGGAGGAAAAACUUGCAGAAAAAAGAAAACAGCCAUCUGUAAAAGGACUUGUAAUCCUGUCUACAACGAAGCCUUUGUCUUUACAAUUCCACCAGCAUGCUUGGAACGCGUUAGUCUCGUUGUAUCAGUGAUUAAUGGUCCAAGACUCAAAGGGGCCAAAAAACUCAUAGGGCGCUCUAUAGUAGGGCCCUACAUGUACUCCACAGGAGAGGGCCUUGAACACUGGAAAGAGAUGCUUGAUUUCGCUCGUAGUAAUAUAGCCAAGUGGCAUACUCUUAUUUGACUUUGUUUGAUACACAGUUGAAUACAUAUUUUAGCCUUACUAAUAAGAUCUAGGCUCCUUGCAUGGUACUCCUUCUAAUUGUCUUAUUGCAAUGAGACAAACAGAGAAGCGGCCCCUUUUGUGCCCUUUUUUUAAAACUAUUCUUGGCUUCCAUAUUAUUAGUCUCAUAUUUUCAAAAUUGUAUACUUUGAGGAUAUUCAAUUUUAUUUUUUUAAUGUGAAAUACAUAAAUAUAUCUCUGUUCUCUGUGAUCAAUAACCUGAGUAGCAGGCCCUGGAAGGGGAGGGGAGCCUGAUACUCGGGUUAUGUGGUCAAAGUUAUUGAUCUCUAAUUGGGAGCAAUACAUAGAGCUUUACAAAAGUCAUGUGACAUGAAAAUAUAAGUUCAAUAAAACAGUUCAAUAUUUGUGGGGGGAGGGGAGGGGGGUUGGAGGGAGCAUGUGGAUUUUGAGGGGAAAACAGCAUUUAAAAAAAGAGCACUGUCUUGGGUGGGAAUGUCAAAUAAAAGGUAGUAAUUUUAAAGGGGUAUGAAAAAGUAAAGCAAGGUUCUCAAAAGGUAUGUGCUGUUUUAAAACUCAGAAUCCAUGCAGUCCUCCUUCCUCUUAGUAGCUUUACAUACCUUAACAAUACAGGGGACCUCUGUAGAUAAGUUUUUACACACAACUUACAAAACCAAAUAAAGUCGCACUGUUGAAUAGUAAA
Molecule: messenger RNA, 2202 nt
Organism: Actinia tenebrosa (Australian red waratah sea anemone)
Lineage: Eukaryota; Metazoa; Cnidaria; Anthozoa; Actiniaria; Actiniidae
Product: synaptotagmin-C
Biological process (GO): calcium-ion regulated exocytosis
Cellular component (GO): plasma membrane; exocytic vesicle
Molecular function (GO): SNARE binding; clathrin binding; calcium ion binding
Source: RefSeq, a predicted model, not a curated record